This is a messenger RNA of Nylanderia fulva, 571 nucleotides long. RefSeq lists its product as uncharacterized. Lineage: Eukaryota; Metazoa; Arthropoda; Insecta; Hymenoptera; Formicidae. The record is from RefSeq and is a predicted model, not a curated record.
GUCAUUUACAUUUAGUCAUGUAAUUUGAAAUAAAUUGUCAGACAAAAUUCUCAGUUAUACAUUGCAAAAAUAUUUUAUUUAAUAUAAGUUUUUAAAUUUUUAAAAGUCUCGCUUAAUCGUUCAACUAAUAUCGAUUGGGGCCAAUUACUAUCGAUUAUGCAUGAUGAUAUGGAAGUGGAUACAUCAGAUGAAGAUAUAGAACAUAUAAAUCUGGAUAAUUCAUCACCUACUUUAAUUGAUGUUAUUGAUUUAACUAAAGAAUCACCAAGAAACAGACCUUCACAACCUGGACGUACUAGAAAUGCAUCUGCAAAUCCUUACGUAACUAAAUCAAGUGCAUCAUAUCAACAUAGACGUGUCGUGCUUCCUAUAGUUCUAGGAAGGAGACAAAAUCGAACAGAUUUUCCUCCAAUGAAAAGAAGAAUGCGUAACAAUAAUGAAAUUGUGAAUCUUGAUGAUACUAUUGUACUUGAAGAAAAAAAGAUGAAGAAGCAGGUAAACAAAAACGGAUAAACAAGAAGCAGAUAAAUAUUACACAUUUCAGUCAGAUAAUGCAGAUAAUAAAGUGCCA